Messenger RNA from Rosa rugosa (rugosa rose), 2794 nucleotides. RefSeq lists its product as uncharacterized. The record is from RefSeq and is a predicted model, not a curated record. Lineage: Eukaryota; Viridiplantae; Streptophyta; Magnoliopsida; Rosales; Rosaceae. Gene Ontology annotation, cellular component: cytoplasm. The coding region runs from base 294 to 2162 and encodes 622 amino acids. The transcript has 10 exons. Gene Ontology annotation, molecular function: protein binding.
UCCCACUUUCCCCCGUCGGCUCAUUUUCUUGUUUUCUCAUUUCCAUUUCUCUCCUUCUCCUUCUCUUUCUCUUUCUCUUUCUCUUUCUUCGUUGAUCUGCUACGAGUCGUUUUGAAUGAUCACCGAGCUCGGCGCUCUCUCUUCUCCCUAGUCCCUGGUCUUCAAUGUCGUCCGAGUCAUCGAAUUGAACUCUCCCAGCCUUAGAUUUGGAGUCCAGGGGAAGACGGAAAGGGAUUUCUGAUUCUCUCUCUCACACUCCGAGUCUUCGUUUGCGCUAGGGUUUUCAGGAGGAAAUGAAGUCGUCUUUUGACAAGCUUCGGAGAUUCGAACUGUACAAGAGCGGUUCUAAAGAUAAGAGGAACUUUCAACCCUCGGCUCACGUCGAUGAGCUCGCUCAGGCUUCUCAGGACAUGCAAGAUAUGAGAAAUUGCUAUGAUAGCUUACUUUCUGCAGCUGCUGCUACAGCCAACAGCGCCUAUGAAUUCUCCGAAUCACUGCGGGAAAUGGGUUCUUGUCUGCAAGAGAAAACUGCAUUACAUCAUGAUGAACGAGGCGGUAGAGUUUUUCUGAUGUUGGGGAAAGUGCAGUUUGAACUUCAAAAACUUGUUGAUUCCUAUCGAUCUCAUAUAGUUUCGACAGUCACAAACCCAUCAGAGUCUCUUCUCAAUGAACUUCGAACAGUUGAGGAAAUGAAGCGACAAUGUGAUGAAAAACGAGAGGUAUAUGAAUACAUGGUAGCACAACAGAAAGAAAAAGGGAGAUCAAAACGUGGGAAGGGCGAAAGCUUUACUUUGCAGCAACUGCAAGUAGCUCGUGAGGAAUAUGAUGAGGAAGCUACACUGUGUGUUUUCCGGUUGAAGUCCCUGAAGCAAGGGCAAGCCCGAAGUCUUCUAACACAAGCAGCUCGCCACCAUGCCGCUCAGUUGAACUUCUUCCGGAAAGGACUGAAGUCACUUGAGGCUGUCGAGCCACAUGUUAGGUUGGUUACAGAGGAGCAACAUAUUGAAUACCAAUUUAGUGGACUUGAAGACGAUGGUGAGGAUGAUGGUGCAGAUCAUGGUGAGAAUAGCAACGAUUCUAUUGAAGAUGGAGAAUUGAGUUUUGACUAUAGACCAAGUAAGCAGGGAAUGGAAGUCUCUGCAUCAAGGAAUUCAAUGGAGGUUGAUGAAGUGGGCCAUUUGUCUCCUCAAGCUUCAACAUUGGAAUAUCCAGAUAUAAAUCUUGAUCAAGGUGAACUCAAGUUUCCGAGUAGAGAACCAAGAAUAGGCGGUAGCUACUCAGCCCCAAUAGUUUCUGCAGAUCCGAAGUUUGAUCCCGCUGAGAGAGCUAGACAAUUGCAACUGUCAGCUACACGGAGGCCUAAUGCAUAUGUGCUGCCUACACCUGAUUCAAAGGGUUUAGUUUCUUCAAGGACAAGUAGUACGGUUCCAGGCGUGAGGUCUGGUGGACGCAUCCAUAACUUAUCGUACUCUUCCCCAUUAGACGCGAAGCACGAUAAGUAUUCUGGUGAUGAUAAUGUGUCAGGAGCUAAUUUCUCAAAAGCACAGUCGGUAGUCAAAGAGAGCCAUAGUACUAAUACAUCGAUGCAACUGCCUCCUCCUCCUCUGGCAGACGGACUGGCACAACAUCAGCAUAAAAGACAAGCUUUCUCUGGCCCACUAACUAGUAAGCCAUCAUCAACUAAGCCUGCGUUCUCUGCUAGUGGUCCCAUUGUAUCUAGUGAACCACCUCAACUAGUUUCUGCUAUGCUUCCUCGUUUACCAAAUCCUCAGCCUUCUUCAUCUCCAAAAGUAUCCCCAAGUGCUUCACCUCCCCUUGCUUCUUCACCCAAGAUAAGUGAGCUUCACGAGCUUCCUAGACCCCCAAGUAGUUCAGUUGUCAAGCCAACAAAAUCUUCUGGAUUGGUUGGCCACUCUGCUCCACUGUUCUCCAGAAAUCAAGAACCUCACGUUCAUAAUAAAAUCCCUUCAGUGCCAACAAAUCUGGCAUCUCCACUUCCAAUUCCACCAUUGAUUAUUCCUAGAAGUUUCUCCAUACCUUCGAGUAACCAAAGAGCAGUGACAUUGCAUGUAUCUAGGCAUUUGGAGUCUCCUCUAGGUUCAAGCAAUCCGGAAGAAGUUGCUUCACCUCCAUUGACGCCAAUUUCCCUAACAAACAUGUAACCAAAAUAUCAACCGAGUCUGAAGUGGCCUUCUCACUCCAGUGCUAUCAGAGGUGAGUACUCCACUUCCAAUAGUUCCUCACCAGUUGGUGUUCCAUUCUUUUCCUUGGUAUUUAGUAUUUACACUUUUUAGUGCUUCACACUUCCAUAUUUUCUAUUUUAUUCUAUUGUUCAGUUAGGUUUAGGACUAAAUGGCAAAAGCCUAAUACAUUAGAGUUUUUAUAGUUUCUUUCUGCUUCAAGCACGAGAUGGGGCAAGUGGAAUCUUCUUGCUCAUAUAUAUCUACCUAAACUGAAGUUUUGGAUUUUGUGUUCAUAUUAAUCGCCAUGGAGGUUAUAUUCGUUCGCUUUUGCAUCAUCUUCUUCACCAUGAGAGCCAAAUUAUAGUUCCUUUUAUUUUCUUCUUCGAGCCAGACCAGAUUUUGAAGACGUCAACGGUGGAUGCAGUUGGGAGCUGAUAUCAAUACAGUGAAGCAGUGUGAUUUCCGUUUCCCCCCUGAGAUUGUGUUGGGUUGCAUUGUCUUGGGUAAAGAUGGGUCUGUAAAUAUAUUUGAUGUAAUGGAAAUUUUUUUUUUCUUUUGGCCAUCGUUGUUUAAAUGUAUUGUUUAGUUUCUCAUCUAUCAUCCUUUCUUCA